AUGACACCAUCAAAAAAUUCUAACCACUCUAACGCUUCAUCUAACGAUUCUAAUCAUCAACAACAAGAUUCGAAUGAUGAAUCUCUUAGAAACAUCAUUCCAAUCUCAAAGAUUCAAAAACAAAAAACCUUUCAUUUGGAUACAACUUUAAAGAAAGAAUUAGAACGAGAACUUCUUUCAACACAGGUUGAAUCCAUUCCAGAAGAUGAUUCUCCCUUUCUGAGAUUGUCUUCUGAUGGAGAUGAAUCAACACAACUCGAUGACUUUGUUCCAAUUGAAGAGUCACCCUUUGUAGAUUCAAUAUAUUCGCAAGAAGAAUGUCAAUCCUUUGUCGGAGAGGCAUUUGACUCGAUGUAUCCCUAA
Naegleria fowleri is the source of this 363-nucleotide messenger RNA. RefSeq lists its product as uncharacterized. The record is from RefSeq and is a predicted model, not a curated record. The transcript has a single exon. The coding region runs from base 1 to 363 and encodes 120 amino acids. Lineage: Eukaryota; Heterolobosea; Eutetramitea; Acrasida; Naegleriidae.